AAUGGCAGCUGGCCCAACUCUACCACAAGAGAGAGUGACCUCCCGAGGGAGAACUACACCUUCUUGGCAUACUACCAGCAUUCCUCCCCCGUGGCUGCUAUGUUCAUCCUGGCCUAUACCUUCAUCUUCCUCAUGUGCGUGAUCGGCAACAUCCUGGUGUGCUUCAUCGUGGUGAAGAACCGCCAGAUGCGGACGGUCACCAACAUGUUCAUACUCAAUUUAGCCAUCAGUGACCUGCUGGUGGGCAUUUUCUGCAUGCCCACCACCUUGGUGGACAACCUCAUCACGGGCUGGCCCUUUGACAACACCAUGUGCAAAAUGAGUGGCCUGGUGCAGGGCAUGUCCGUCUCUGCCUCUGUUUUCACGCUGGUGGCCAUCGCUGUGGAGAGGUUUCGCUGCAUCGUCCACCCCUUCCGGCAGAAGCUGACGCUGAGGAAAGCCCUGGUGACAAUUGCCAUCAUCUGGGUGCUGGCCCUGCUCAUCAUGUGCCCCGCUGCCAUUACCCUGACUGUCACCAGGGAGGAGCACCACUUCAUGGUGGACACCUACAAUAAUUCUUACCCCCUCUACUCCUGUUGGGAGGCCUGGCCUGAGACAGGGAUGAGAAGGAUCUAUACCACUGUCCUCUUCUCCCACAUCUACGUGGCCCCACUUGCCCUUAUCGUCGUCAUGUAUGCCCGCAUUGCCUUCAAGCUCUUCAAGUCGGUGGCACCUGCCCAUGGCCAAGAGGAGCCAGAGGGGAGGAAGGUCUCCCGGCGGAAGGCCAAGGUCAUCAACAUGCUAAUCAUUGUUGCCCUCUUCUUCACCCUCUCCUGGCUGCCCCUCUGGACGCUGAUGCUGCUGACGGACUAUGGCCAGCUAAGCGAGGGCCAGCUCCGCCUGGUCACCGUCUAUGUCUUCCCCUUCGCCCACUGGCUGGCCUUCUUCAACAGCAGCGCCAACCCCAUCAUCUAUGGCUACUUCAAUGAGAAUUUCCGACGGGGCUUCCAGGAGGCCUUCAGAGCCCCCAUCUGUUCACCCCACUGCCAUCACCGUCGCCACCAGGGGCCCUACACCCCCAGGAGCCACAGGAUCUUCUUUGGUGCCCGCAACCGUGUCCUCACCCAUGCAGGGGCCAGCGAUUCACCACCCGCCUCUGAGUCGGGGCCAUUGGCACCAUGCCGCACCGGUGUCCAUGCAUGGGACAGCUGA
Messenger RNA from Nestor notabilis (Kea), 1191 nucleotides. It is a transcript of the gene NPFFR1, whose product is annotated as neuropeptide FF receptor 1. Gene Ontology annotation, cellular component: membrane. The transcript has 3 exons. Gene Ontology annotation, molecular function: neuropeptide receptor activity; peptide binding. Gene Ontology annotation, biological process: G protein-coupled receptor signaling pathway. The record is from RefSeq and is a predicted model, not a curated record. Lineage: Eukaryota; Metazoa; Chordata; Aves; Psittaciformes; Psittacidae. The coding region runs from base 100 to 1191 and encodes 363 amino acids.